AUGAGCCACUCACCCUCGCCAUCUAAUGUCCUCCUGGACUCGGUAGUAGGGGCUAUAAACAGCGUCUCUUCGUUCCUAGCGGACGACCAGAUACGCGAUGGCGCGGAUCUGUCCAGUCUCUUCUAUCCGAUGGCAGACCCAGAUACAGACGCUCAGAGAGCCGACUCCGAAACCCCUCCAACCGAUGUCGUUGUGCUUUGCGCUUCUGCCGUUUUGUACACAGCUGAGGUUGUCUUCACCACUAUCCAUAACCUUCCAAAAACAAGAGGUAUGGGCCGAGGACGUCGCGAUCGAAAGCAACUAACUGACGCUCAACGCAAUGAAGCGAGAACAUACCCAGCCGGCACGACAAUAAAGCCGUGCCUUGUGCUUGUUAUCUGCGGUGGUAUCGGGCAUUCCACCCGCUAUAUGCACGAGGCUGUCUCGCGACAUCCGAAAUACAAGCAAAUCGCCCAAGGUCUACAAGAUAAGGCAGAAGCUGAUGUCCUGCGAGCGAUUGGCGAACGAUUCUUUGGGCUCGACUGCGACACCCAGGAUAGCUUCACGGUCUUGGUCGAGAACAAGUCAACGAAUUGUGGAGCGAAUGCAUCGAUGACGCGGAAAUUGCUGGAGUCCCAGGGCGUUCACUCACCUCGUUCAAUCGUCGUGGCCCAAGACCCUACAAUGUGCCGACGGACGAGGGCAAGCUUCGAAAAAGUGUAUGAGGAUCAUAAAGCAAGCCGCCCUCACAUUGUGAGCUGGCCGACAUUUGUACCGCAGGUCAAGCUGGCAAAGGGUGUGCCCAAUGACGAGAUGAAUGACCUGCUGGCCCGACUGACCUUUGAUACUUCUCAUACUCCAGGGUUGGAUACGGCUGGGAUGUGGAGUAUGGACCGUUUCAUUGAUCUUAUCAUGGGAGAGAUACCGCGAUUAAGAGAUAAUCCAGAGGGUUAUGGGCCCAAUGGCAAAGGGUUCAUUGCCCACGUGGAUAUACCACAUCAUGUUGAAGAAGCAUGGCAAGUUCUCAAGGGCGCUGUACAGAUACGGAGCGAGCGAUGA
Anthostomella pinea is the source of this 1038-nucleotide messenger RNA. NCBI's taxonomy places the organism in Eukaryota, Fungi, Ascomycota, Sordariomycetes, Xylariales, Xylariaceae. The record is from the annotation of a GenBank genome assembly.